AUGGCGGACGCCGCAGCCAACAAUCCCAAGGCACAUGCCAUUCUCCUCGGCAUUAUUGCCGCUCAUGGACUCGCAGACAAGUUCUCUAUCCACCUUGUCCACAAGCACUUCGAUCUACCCGAAGGGCGAGUCAUGGUCUACGAAACCAAGACCCCCAACAUGCGUGGCCUCUAUUUCAAGGCAGCCCCCGAUGGGACCAUGAUUGCCUACGAGUUCACCACCAAUCCAGGCAUGGACUUGUCAGCCCACGAGGACUUCGUCGCUACGUUUGCGGCUGCUGUCUUAGACCUCGGAGCCCAGGACAUAUUUGCGCUGACGGCUCUCUCCAUCUGCCCGAAAGACAAGGUCUUCACUGAGUUUGAGCUGGGCCAAGUCCGUUCGACCGUGUUGGUUUCCGACGCCAGUUGGCUGCCUGCUCGGGAUGUCGAGACGUCCACGACUACGGACUGGCUCGCGACCGCGGAUUACGCGCAAUACGCUGAUGGCUCAGUCCCAGGCAUCAUCCAACUCAAGUGCACGACAACUCGAUCCGGCAGCCACUACAACGUCACCUGUAGCACGACUAGGAAUGGCACCCAUCUGGGCCACGCUCCUGAUCCUUUUGCCGGCCAGCCACCGCAGGAGACUGUCCUCAACAUCAACGGCGAGGUUCUCCCGGAAGGAACCGAGGGACACGCUAUUGUUUCACACGCGCUGCAGUUGAUUGUUGUUGCCUAG
Messenger RNA from Diaporthe batatas, 717 nucleotides. RefSeq lists its product as uncharacterized. The record is from RefSeq and is a predicted model, not a curated record. NCBI's taxonomy places the organism in Eukaryota, Fungi, Ascomycota, Sordariomycetes, Diaporthales, Diaporthaceae. The coding region runs from base 1 to 717 and encodes 238 amino acids. The transcript has 2 exons.